ACGCAACUUGCACUGGGCCAAUGGUCCGUCUACUUUAUUGGCUACUUCCUUAUAACUUCACGGAGUUGAUAUAUGUAUGUGUAUUGACGAAUCAGUUGGUAUCAUAUUUCCUUCCUCUUGCAGAUACCAACAAGUUCGGGCUCAAGAUGAUGGAAAAGAUGGGCUGGUCGCACGGCAAGGGUCUCGGAGCUAAGGAAGACGGUGUUCAGGAGCAUGUCAAGGUCCGGCUGAAGGAGAACAACCUCGGAGUGGGCGCCACCAAAAAGACAAGCGACAAUUGGCUGGGCAACACGGAUGCGUUCAGCAAGUUGCUUGCAGAUCUGAACGAGCGAGUCGAGAAGGACGCUGCACAGAACGACAGCAAGAGCGAUAGUAGUUCUGACAAUCAGUCGGAUGUGGAGACGGACGAAAAGAAGUCGAGUAAAAAGUCGAAGAAGGAGGAGAAGGAAAAGAAGAGCAAGAAGGAGAAAAAGGAGAAAAAAGACAAGAGGGAGAAAAAAUCGAGCAAGAGCAAGAGCAAGCGCUCCAGCGAUGAGGACAGCGAAGAGAAGAACAACAUUAUGGCCGCCAUCAGCGGUCGCAAGGCUUCACGGCACAAAUAUCUCAGGAACAAGCAUGCGGCCCUUCAAAAUGUAGAGCGACUCAACGAAAUCCUUGGAAUUAAAUCCGAGACGGCAUCUCCCUCGAUCUCAGGCAUGUCGACCCCUAAUGUCGAGGAAUUGAUAACCUCGACCGACAUUUUCGCUGCUCGCAUGCAACAAAACAGCCUCAACAGUAGCGGCGCCAAUGACAUGGAGGAGCCAGCUAGACCAGUAUUCGGAGGACUUGGGUUUGCUACCUCGGCCGGGGUUGGGUCAUCGGGAUUCAACAGAUCAGGCAUUCGUGGACUUGGGUUUGUCAAGGCCACGGUCUCGGUGAUGCCGGUUACGAUAGAGACUAGGGUCGAGGAGCAUGUUAUUGUUCAGAGUACCACAGAGGAGACAUCAACAGCACUCCAGUCGCACAACAAUGAAGACAGGAAGAGUAAGAAGGAGAGCAAGGAAAAGAAAGAGAAGAAAGAAACGAGAGAAAAGAAAGAGAGAAAAAAGAAAGAGACGAAGGACAAGAAGGAGAAGAAGGAGAAGAAGGAUAAGGUCAAGGAAGAGAAGACGGGCAGUAGUAGCAAGAAGAAUGCGAAACGGAAGGCCGGUGACUCUGAACAAUCCAGCUCCAAAAAGUCCAAGAAAUGAAGGAAUUGAAUAGAUUUUUAUUU
Messenger RNA from Gamsiella multidivaricata, 1252 nucleotides. RefSeq lists its product as uncharacterized. Gene Ontology annotation, biological process: regulation of ribosome biogenesis. Gene Ontology annotation, cellular component: nucleolus. The record is from RefSeq and is a predicted model, not a curated record. The coding region runs from base 21 to 1229 and encodes 402 amino acids. Gene Ontology annotation, molecular function: nucleic acid binding; telomerase inhibitor activity. The transcript is spliced from 2 exons. Lineage: Eukaryota; Fungi; Mortierellomycota; Mortierellomycetes; Mortierellales; Mortierellaceae.